AGAUUUUCUGUUGGCUGUUAAAAGCGAGGAAGAAAAAUUGAAAAUUUGGAAAAUGUCUCAACAUUUGAAUCACCAGAACCACACACAAGUCACUUCUAGCUCGCUGCUCGAGAAUGCUUCGCUGAUGUUCCAUGAGAAAAUAUGGAAAUUUCAGAGGAAGGAUACGCAGUGUCAGGCCUUUGUGAAGAGCGUCGUCACGAGUCGUCUCUUUAAGAUCAUGAUGAUAAGCACUGUCUCAAUGAAUGCGUUUUUUAUGGUCUUGUGGACAGAUUAUAAAACAAGAUACAACUUGUUCAGACUUUUUGAGGUCUCGGAGGUCAUCUUCGUGUCCGUCUAUAGCUCCGAGUUCUGCAUGAAGCUCUACGUGGACCCCGUCGCCUACUGGAGGGACGGCUACAACCUGCUCGAUGUCAUCAUCCUCGCCAUCCUCUUCGUCCCCUACGGCCUCCGCAAGGUCAAGGGCAAGCACUACCCCUACCUCAACAUUGCCGACGGCAUGCAGUCCCUGCGCAUCCUCAAGCUUAUCACCUACAGCCGCGGCAUCCGGACGCUCCUCACGGCCGUGGGGCAGACGGUCUACACCGUGGCCUCCGUGCUCAUCCUGUUCUUUGUCCUGAUGUUCAUCUUCGCCAUCCUGGGCUUCUGCCUGUUUGGAGCUCCAGAGCGGGGUGACCUGAAUAACUGGGGGAACCUGGCUUUGGCCUUCUUUACCCUCUUCAGCUUGGCCACGGUGGAUGGCUGGACAGACCUGCAGCAGCAGCUGGAUGACCGGAAUUUUGUUCUGAGCCGCACGUUCACCAUCACCUUCAUCCUGCUGGCCUCCUUCAUCUUCCUCAGCAUGUUCGUGGGUGUGAUGAUCACUCACACGGAGGACUCCAUCAAAAAGUUUGAGCGGGAGCUGAUGCUGGAGAGACACGUGACCGUCAUGGAAGAGAAGCAGGUGAUUCUGAAGCGGCAGCAGGAGGAGGUCAGCAGGCUGGUGCAGACACAGAAAAACGUUGACCACAAAAGUUUCGCUGAGCUGGUGGAGAACUUCAAGAAGACCCUGCGGCACACGGACCCCAUGGUCUUGGAUGAUUUUGGCACGAGCCUUCCCUUCAUUGAUGUCUACCUGUCCACUCUGGACAACCAGGAUGCCACCGUCUCCAAGCUUCAGGAGCUGUACUAUGAGAUCGUGCAUGUGCUGAGCCUGAUACUUGAAGACUUGCCCCAGAAGAAGCAGUCUCAGUCCUCGGAGAAGGUUGAUGAGAGGUAGCUGGGUGCGAGCACCCAGGCUCUGAGGGCCUGGCCGGCCGUGACAGGUCCCCCAUUAAACCCAGGCUUUCUGAGUUGCCCUCUU
This is a messenger RNA of Sus scrofa (pig), 1339 nucleotides long. It is a transcript of the gene CATSPER3, whose product is annotated as cation channel sperm associated 3. Gene Ontology annotation, biological process: flagellated sperm motility; sperm capacitation; transmembrane transport. Lineage: Eukaryota; Metazoa; Chordata; Mammalia; Artiodactyla; Suidae. The record is from RefSeq and is marked provisional. Gene Ontology annotation, cellular component: CatSper complex; membrane; acrosomal vesicle. Gene Ontology annotation, molecular function: voltage-gated calcium channel activity.